Molecule: messenger RNA, 896 nt
Organism: Zeugodacus cucurbitae (melon fly)
Lineage: Eukaryota; Metazoa; Arthropoda; Insecta; Diptera; Tephritidae
Product: leptin receptor gene-related protein
Exons: 3
Coding region: 16-402 (128 amino acids)
Biological process (GO): late endosome to vacuole transport via multivesicular body sorting pathway
Cellular component (GO): endosome
Source: RefSeq, a predicted model, not a curated record
UAUGACGGAAUUGCUAUGUACAUAAUAGCUUUACUGGUGUGUGCAUUUCUAACAUGUUUGGGUAUGACCUUCCUUAUAUUGGCGUGCGCUGUACCACAACCGAAGAUUUUCUACCCGUUCUUUGUAUUACUAUUUUACGUAUUAUCCGUGUUACCGGUAUUCGUAUCUAAACGCUUCAAUCAAGGCAAUGAAACUAAUCCAAAGACGGAGUUCGCACUAUUUCUCUGUGCUGGUAUGGUGCUGAGUGCCUUCGCUUUUCCAAUUGUACUGGCGCAUAGUCAAGUGAUUACUUGGACUGCCGCCACACUUACAUUAAUCAGUAAUGUGAUUAACUAUUUAACUAUAUUUGGUUAUUCAAUGAGAGAUAGUGAAUUCGAUGCACCCUACGGUGGCAUGUUCUAAAUACUAGUUUUUUACAAUUUUUGUUUUGUUUUUGUUCUUGAAAAUAACUGAAUGAAGAGACUCUUUACGCAAAAGGACUGCAAUGACUUCAAAUAGUCGUGUCUACAUGAAACAUAAAAAACAAACAACAACAAAAUAAUUAUCAUCAACGUAAAUACAACGCAAUGUUAACUAACGAUUUGAAGUGACAUUUUCCCGUUGGAUAUGAGUGUAAGCGUCGUCGAGAUUCUAGUAGAUUUUGCAAAGGCUAAGAGUAUACCAUACGCAUUGCAGUUGUACACAGAAACACAUAUAUGAAGUAAAAAUAUUUAGUUGUAAGUUGAAAAGCUUUUUGUAUCUAAAAUUAAUGUGCUAAGUAAGAAAUUACUACCAAUUAGCACAUUUUUUGUUUCGAAAAAAUCAUCAGAGUCGGGCAAAAAUUAAACUAACCAAAUUAUGCAAUUUCAAGAGACACGAUAAACGAAAAAAUAAAUAAAUGUAUGUUGUAAACUUGA